Molecule: messenger RNA, 4003 nt
Organism: Achroia grisella
Lineage: Eukaryota; Metazoa; Arthropoda; Insecta; Lepidoptera; Pyralidae
Exons: 1
Biological process (GO): DNA integration
Molecular function (GO): nucleic acid binding
Source: RefSeq, a predicted model, not a curated record
UUCAACAACAACUGGCGAACGUGAAGUAAGUUCGGAGAGUGAAGUCGCACCAGUAAUUGUGGCCCACGCUCACGGCAGCAGUGCGAUACCAUGCGAGACGCCUCCUUCGCGCUCACUUCUUAAAGUGCUGCCGGUAACUGUAACUGGACCAAAGGGUGAGAUGGAUAUUUACGCUUUAUUGGACGACGGGUCUACGGUUACUCUGAUUGACCAAAUAGUAGCUGACACAAUCGGUGCACAAGGGCCGAAAGGCACUAUUCAAGUUAAUUGUGUGGGCGGCUUGGCGAAAGAUUCUGUAGUAACCUACAUUGAUAUUAACAUCAAAGGCAAGCACUCUGUCGAAACCUUUAAUUUAAAACGAGUUCGCUCAAUACCUAAUUUGGGUGUAGCAUGCCAAACAAUUCGUACUGUAGAUGUUGCAAAGUUCUCUCAUCUUCAGGAUUUGGUAAAAGAACUGUCUUACGAGGAAGCCAAGCCUCUCUUAAUAAUUGGUAUUGACAAUUGGCAUUUGUCAUUACCGCAUGGCAUCCGACGCGGUUCUCGUAACCAACCUGUGGCUGUCCAAACCGUUCUAGGAUGGACAAUGUUCGGUAGGCUUCCGGGUAAAUCCGCGGAGUUUAUCCAUCAUAGCUCGGUUUCCGAUUUAGAAUCUUUAAUAAAAGAACAUUAUCAUCUCGAUUCGAUUGGCAUUACAAAAAAGGACUUCCACAGCAUAAACGAUGAGCGAGCUUUGGCUAUUUUAAAUGAAACCACCCAACGUCUUCCGUCAGGUAGGUUUGAGACUGGUUUGCUCUGGCGACCUGAUAUCAUCUCAAUUCCAAACAGUUAUAAAUUAGCUUUAUCCAGAUUUCAUAGUUUAGAAAGAAAGUUUAAAAAGGAUCAAAAUUAUGCCGAAGCUUAUAAACAGUAUAUAAAUGGGAUGAUAGAGAAAGAUUACGCAGAGCUUUGUACUAAUGUACCUCCUUUAGGUAAUUUAUGGUAUUUGCCUCAUUUUGGAGUAUAUCACCCCCAAAAGAAAAAGCUGAGGCUCGUUCAUGAUGCCGCAGCUAAAUGUUCAGGAGUUAGCCUAAAUUCUCUGCUACUCCCUGGUCCUGACCUCUUACAACCCUUAUUAGGAAUUCUCAUGCGUUUUAGGGAAGGUGAGGUAGCCCUCAACGGAGACAUUCGUGAAAUGUUCCCGCAAACAAAAAUUAGGGCACAAGAUAGAGAUGCACAACGUUUUCUCUGGCGAGACGAUCCUUCUCUACCUAUAGCAGAAUAUAGAAUGUCUUCCAUGAUCUUCGGCGCCACCUCCAGUCCGUGCACCGCCAUUUUUCUAAAAAAUAAAAAUGCUUUAGAGCACCAGACUAAGUUUCCCGAAGCAGCAGAGGCUAUUGUUAGAGACCAUUACAUGGACGACUACCUUGGAAGUGUAGACAGCCCAGAACUCGCCGCUCGAUUAGUUGCAGAUAUCGUUACCGUGCAUAAAGAAGCCUGUUUAGAGAUGUGCUCAUGGGUAUCCAACAACCCCAAAGCGCUUACAACAAUAAGUCCUGACUUGUGGGCUGCCGACACAUCCGAGGUAGGUCUCGGACCGACAUCUCCUUCGCAAGUUAGAAUUUUAGGGGUGGCCUGGAACAUCAAGGAAGAUACUCUUAAUUUUAGAAAGUCCACAGAACUGCCUACCAAUGUGACAAAAAGAGUAGUCUUGUCCCAUCUCAUGAAGGUUUACGAUCCUCUUGGAUUUUUGAUGCCACUAACCAUCGCCGGUCGCAUCUUAUUUCAGGAAACAUGGAGAAUGGGUAUUGACUGGGACGAGGAGUUGCCCGCCUCUGCUAAGGCAAAGUGGCAGACUUGGUUCGCCGGUAUAGCAGAAGUCUCGGCCAAAAUUAAAAUACCACGCUGUUACCGAACCAGAUUUGCUGCGGAAUGCCAGCUCCACGUCCUAGCCGACUCAAGUGAAUCCGCUUACGCUUGUGUGGCGUUUUGGCGUUUUGUCCACCAGGACCAAUCUGUUCAUUUGGCUCUUAUAGGUGGCAAAGCGCGCCUAGCCCCUUUAAAGCCUGUGUCUAUCCCACGGCUCGAGUUACAGGCGGCUCUCAUGGCUUCUCGAUUCGCAACUUACAUCCUGGAGGCACACCGUCUUGUUGCUUCUAGAGUUUUCUUUUGGACGGAUUCCCUAACGGUUUUAAAGUGGUUGCGUAGCGAUGCCCGCACGUUUAAGCCGUUUGUUGCUCACCGUGUAGGAGAAAUAUUAGAGACUACAAACGUUGCCAAUUGGCGUUAUGUUCCAUCGGCCUUAAAUGUAGCAGAUGAUGCUACACGCGGUCUAUACUCUCUUUCCUCUUCCUCUCGAUGGUAUACUGGUCCAGAUUUUCUUUUGUCUCCACCAGACGAAUGGCCUCGCGAGCCUGCGGUCAUUGCUCCACUAGUAAUUGAGGAACUAAAACCCGAACACGCGUUAACAUUUUUGCUAACCGAACAUCCGGAAAUGCCAUCUCCGAUCGUAGCGAAUCACGAUCAUUUCGGUCGUUGGGUUCGGUUGGUUAGAGCAACCGGUCGUGCACAUCAUUGUGCUAAAAUAUUUCGGUCGCUUUUGAAAAAACCUCCAAAUUCAAAAUUAAAGAGUGCUGCCUCCAAGGUCUCCUUCAAAGUUUUGAAACCUCUUUCGGCCGCAGAAAUCUUGGAGGCCGAGAGGCACCUAUUUUUAUAUACUCAAUUGGAAUCAUUUAAACACGAAUUCUUGAGGCUUACCGCGGGUCUUCCCCCAACUAAUCAAGGGAGGCUUAGAGGUCUUGUGUUGAUGUUGGGAGAAGACGGUUUAAUCCGUUUAAAUGGAAGAAUUCGUGCUGUAUUAGAUGCACCCGCGCAGGACAUUAACCCUAUUGUUUUAGACGGUCGACAUCCAAUUAUAAAACUCCUUCUCGAUCACUAUCAUCGGAAAUUUGGUCAUGGUAAUAUCGAGACCGUCGUUAACUUCCUGCGCGGCAAAUUUUAUAUAAUAGCUUUACGCCCAAGUGUCAGGUCUGUUGCCAAACAAUGCAGUUUCUGUAGGAUUAGGAAGCUUCUCCCAUCUACGCCUCAAUUUGGUGAUCUUCCUGAAGAUAGGUUAUCCCAUCAUCAGCGCGCGUUUUCCUUCUGCGGUCUUGAUUACUUCGGUCCAGUUGAAGUUGCCGUUGGGCGCAGACGAGAAAAACGCUGGGUAGCUCUAUUCACAUGCCUUACCAUCAGAGCCGUUCAUUUGGAGAUCGUAGGAAGCCUUUCCGCAGAUGCUGCUAUCAUGGCCCUAAGAAGAUUUAUUGCUCGUAGAGGAUGUCCAGCGAGAAUCAUCUCAGAUAACGGCACGGCUUUUGUCGGCGCAGCCAACCAACUCACAGACGUUUUCGACUUCGCGGCCAACCAUAAAAUAGAGUGGGUCUUCAUUUGUCCAGCGGCACCAUCAAUGGGAGGUGCGUGGGAACGCUUAGUGCGAUCAAUAAAGUCUGCGCUUUCCGUAACCCUGAAAGAACAAGCUCCAAGAGAGGAAGUAUUGAGUACCCUACUUCUGGAAGCGGAAGCAGUAGUCAAUUCUCGCCCGCUGACACACGUACCAGUAGAGCCGGAGACACUACAGGCCCUCACACCCUUCCAUUUUUUAUUGGGCACACCAUCAACCGAGUUGGUCUGUCCCCGCACCGAUGCAGAUCUUUGCCGUCGCUUAGACCACAGGAAGGUACUGCGGUUAGCGGAGCUGUUUUGGGCCAGAUGGCUUCAUGAAUACCUACCCACGUUGAUUCCACGAAAGGCCGGAUCGACGCAAGCCAAAUUCAAAGUGGGAGAUCCAGUUCUGGUGGCGGAUCCAAAUCUUCCGCGAGGAACCUGGCCCAAAGGCCGUAUUUCUAAGAUAUUCACCGGUCCUGACGGAGUGGUCAGGGUGGUGGAGAUCCGGGGAAGCAUGGGGAUCUUGAAAAGACCAGUGCGCAAAGUGUUGCCCUUACUCCUAGAGCAGGGCACCCAAGAAAACUGCGCACAGUCGCCACUAUAG